AAUAAUACCUUAAUAGUAAUUUGAUUCGCGGGAAUUAUUAAAAGCUUACGAUUAUUGGGUACUUAAUUGUUUUAUUAAAUAUAUAUUUCCGAAUCUUUUAAACGUUCAAGCAUGAGUUGACAGCGAUAGAAACUCAAUGUCAUAUGUCAGAUUUAAUGUUGAUUUUGAAAGUGGUGUAAUGGAAACAGUGCUUUACAGGUCUGAGUUGGUCCGUGUUCACUUAGUUAGGGUCCUAUAACUUAAACGAACGUUUCUUAUGUAAACUAGGAUAAUAGUGGUAUUGUGUUAAAUUAAGUAAAAAUGCCGUCAUCUGUAGUCUUUGGUACGAACGAGAAAUGGCGGAUAAAUCGAAACAUAUUUGUGCUCGGUUUCGCCUUCAUGAUCCACUUCACCGCAUUCCAUGGGACUGCUAAUCUACAGAGCUCUGUUAACACUGAUGCUGCAGCAGGGACCUUCACAUUGGCUGCUAUAUACUUUUCACUGAUCCUGUCAAAUAUAUUUUUGCCUGCCCUGGUUAUUCAAUGGCUGGGCUGCAAAUGGACCAUGGCGUUGUCAUUCAUAGCCUACAUGCCGUUUAUCAUUGCUCAAUUCUACCCUCAUCUUCACACCCUGGUGCCAGCAGGAAUGAUGGUUGGUUUUGGAGGAGGGCCGCUGUGGUGCGCUAAGUGUACUUAUUUAUCAGUCGUAGCGGAACCAUAUGCAAAGCUGUCAGGAGUAUCAGCAGAUGUGUUGGUGGUCAGAUUCUUCGGUCUUUUCUUCAUGUUCUAUCAAAUGGCGCAGAUUUGGGGAAAUCUAAUUUCCUCUGCAAUUUUAUCAUCCAGUCUUGGUGACGUCACAUUGUAUUCCAACGAAACCUACCUAAAUGCUGACGUCAUAGCCUCCUUUAACUACUCGAUACUAGCACCUGACUAUGGUGCUACGUGUGGCGUGAACUUCUGUAGCGGAAGUGAGGAACAUGACAAUUCAAAUUUAGAACCACCCUCGCCGCUGAAAAUUCAGGUUAUAGCUGGUAUAUACCUAGCUUGUAUGCUCGCUGCCUGUGUCUUGGUAGCUAUAGGAGUUGAUUCAUUGUCCAGGUACAACUCCGGUCGUCAGCCAACAGGCCAUGGCAAAUCUGGCCUGCAGCUGCUUGCAGUGACGCUGCGUCAAUUACGCCAUAAAUACCAGUUAUUACUGCUUCCUGUUAUUGGCUACAUCGGUGCUGAACAAGCGUUCAUGGCUGCUGAUUUCACUCAGGCUUUCGUAGGCUGCGCUUACGGUAUCCCAAACAUUGGUUUCGUGAUGAUUUGCUUUGGGGUCUUCAAUGCUUUAGCAGCUCCUGUCGCUGGUGCAGUCGUCAAAGUUACUGGAAGAUUUCCAGUCAUGUUAACCGCCUUGCUCCUAAAUCUCUGUCUUUUGACGGCCCUUCUUCUGUGGAGACCAGACCCCGAGCAAUGGCUGAUGUUUUACUUCUUGGCAGCCAUUUGGGGGACGGCUGAUGCUGUAUGGCUGGUACAAGUUAAUGCUUUGUCUGGUAUCUUAUUCCCUGGUGAUGAGGAAGCGGCCUAUUCAAACUUCAGGCUGUGGGAGGCGACCGGCAGUGUGCUGUCAUACGCAUCAGCUCCAUAUCUCUGUGUUCGCACCAGAUUAUACGUCCUUUUGGGUUUGCUGUUAUUGGGUUUCUCUGGAUAUACCACAAUAGAAGUAAUGGAGUACAAAGUAAAGAAACGCCACCAUCAAGAGAGGAACUUUGAACUAGUCACGAAAACUGAGCAAGAUUAAUCCUUUGCGUACGGUUUUUUAGUAGGCGCCUAUAUUUUAGAGGAUUUUUUAUACUGACCUUUUCAGUUCAGACUUCUUUAACGAUAAGUGAAUUUAUAAAGGCGUUUAAAAGUUGCGGCGAUGGUAGAGAAAAGUGUGACUGUGAAAUCCAUAGAUAUUUAUUUCUCAACAUUGAUAUUAAAAAGGUCACUAUUUACCUUUACCACCAAGCCCAUCAAACAUGUUAAAAUGACGACAAUCAAAUAAUUAUAGUAAUAUUUAUCGAUCCAUGCAACUUCCUUAUAAUCGAGUAGCAAUACUGUUCACACAUCCAAGGGGACUCUCUGUAUAGAAAAAGUGGUAUGGGUCCAGGAAUCCGCGAAUAUAUAUAUAUAUAAUUAUAUAUAUUUAUAGGAAUAAAACAAGAAAAAAAGGUAACUAAGUACACAUGUCAGAAGUGAACUUCUUUGUAAAAUAAUUACUAAAGCAAAAGCCCCAAUAGAUGAUCAUGUACCAAUAUAUAAUCAAUCCAUGUACUUGUUUAAUCUAUAUUCACACUGUUUACAUACUGUAUACGUGUUAAUUAUAAUAUAAAUAAAUAAAAAACUGCGUAUACUGCAGCGGUUAUGCGAUAGAAAUGCCAUCUUAAGUUCAAUAGCGUGUAUUUUUUCGACCUCCCUUACUCUCUAUCUCAAUCUUUCUCUCUCUCUCUCUCUCUCAAUCUUUCUCACUUGCUUGCUCCCUACUCUCGCUCCAUGGCUAUUUGCUUCAUGCUACGUUCGCCCUCCCUCACUCUCUCUCCAUCGGUCACAAUCACUUCGUGAGAGUUAUAGUAUUUUCAUUAUUACGUUUCAUCCGUAAAAUUUUUACCCUCCUAAAGAAGAUAAUAAAGAAGUUUCACUUCAGUAAUAUAAUAAUAAUAGAAAAUCAUUAAUACAAGAUGGUUGAAAAUGUCCACCGAGUCAUUUUUAAUCACAGUUUUGCAGUCAGUUUUACAUUUUUUUUAUAAAAAUUAAAUCUAAUAGCACUUACUAAAAUGCUAUCAUCUCUUUUUGUCAAUUCAUGUUUACUCCGUGAUCGGUAUAACUGCUUUAAUUAAAUUAUAUUGGCGCUGAUAUUACCCUGCGACACAUUUUUAUAUUUUGUCUUGUUUGACAUUUUUAAAUUAUGUAUUAAUGUAAGAAAUGUUG
Molecule: messenger RNA, 2930 nt
Organism: Pieris rapae (cabbage white)
Lineage: Eukaryota; Metazoa; Arthropoda; Insecta; Lepidoptera; Pieridae
Product: UNC93-like protein
Exons: 11
Coding region: 301-1761 (486 amino acids)
Biological process (GO): regulation of potassium ion transport; regulation of muscle contraction
Cellular component (GO): striated muscle dense body; plasma membrane
Molecular function (GO): potassium channel regulator activity
Source: RefSeq, a predicted model, not a curated record